This is a messenger RNA of Penicillium argentinense, 723 nucleotides long. Its product is annotated as gamma-glutamylcyclotransferase family protein. Gene Ontology annotation, molecular function: gamma-glutamylcyclotransferase activity. The transcript has a single exon. The record is from RefSeq and is a predicted model, not a curated record. The coding region runs from base 1 to 723 and encodes 240 amino acids. Lineage: Eukaryota; Fungi; Ascomycota; Eurotiomycetes; Eurotiales; Aspergillaceae.
AUGCACCUCAAAGAAACCCCUAAAACGCCGACAGAAACCCUCCUCUCCCUGGACGCAACAACCUGCCCCCUCCAAACCAUCCAAACACCAACCCCAGCAAAAAGAAAAUACCUCUACUUUGCCUACGGCUCGAAUCUUUCCCCAACACAAAUGGCCCAACGCUGCCAAAUAAACCCAACCCUCUCGUCCAAACCGCUAGGCAUCGCCUUCCUUCCCGGCUGGCGCUGGCUAAUCUGCGAAGCGGGGUACGCGAACGUCCUGCCUCCGCAAGGACUGCGCGUCGGCGGACAAACCAGUCCAGCCGCGAGUAAAGUCCCGCAAUCGGGCGCGGAGGAUGGCGUUUACGGGAUCCUUUAUGAGAUGGAUGUUGGCGAUGAGCGCAUUCUGGACGUGUAUGAGGGUGUGGAUUGGGAGGCGGAUUGCGCGGAGGGUGGGGCUGUGGGUGUUGAUGUGAGGCCGCGGGAGCAAGGGGAGGGGGAUUAUAAUAAGUGGUAUCUGGAGGCGGCGAUUGUGAGAUGGUUUGAUGCGAAGGAUGAGAGAGUGAGUCAGGAGAAGGGAAGUGUGUUUGUGCUUGUUUAUGUGGAUGAGGAGAGGGUUGUUGUUAGUUCGCCCAAGGCGGAGUAUGUUCCGAGGAUGAAUCGGGCUAUUCGGGAGUGUGUUGGAUUGAGUAUCGAGGAGAGAUGGAUUGAGGAGGUUUUGAGGCCUUUUAUUCCGCGGGAGUGA